Molecule: messenger RNA, 1440 nt
Organism: Balaenoptera ricei (Rice's whale)
Lineage: Eukaryota; Metazoa; Chordata; Mammalia; Artiodactyla; Balaenopteridae
Product: stromelysin-1-like
Exons: 10
Coding region: 1-1440 (479 amino acids)
Biological process (GO): extracellular matrix organization; proteolysis; collagen catabolic process
Cellular component (GO): extracellular matrix
Molecular function (GO): metalloendopeptidase activity; zinc ion binding
Source: RefSeq, a predicted model, not a curated record
AUGGAAGUGAGGAAUCUUCCAGUUCUGCUGUUGCUAUGUGUGGCAGUUUGCUCAGCCUAUCCAUUGGACAGAGCUGCAAAGGACAAGGAUGACAGCAUGGACCUUGUUCAGCAAUACCUCGAAAACUACUACAACCUUGAAAAGGUUGUGAAACAGUUUGUUAGAAGAAAGGACAGUGGUCCUGUAGUUAAAAAAAUACAAGAAAUGCAGAGGUUCCUGGGGUUGGAAGUGACAGGGAAGCUGGACUCUGACACUCUGGAGGUGAUACACAAGCCCAGAUGUGGGGUUCCUGACGUUGGUCACUUCAGCACCUUUCCUGGCAUGCCCAAGUGGAGGAAAACUCACCUCACUUACAGGAUUGUGAAUUAUACACUGGAUUUGCCAAGAGAUGCUGUUGAUUCUGCCAUUGAGAAAGCUCUGGCAGUCUGGGAGGAGGUGACUCCAUUUACAUUCUCCAGGAUCAAUGAAGGAGAGGCAGACAUAAUGAUAAUUUUUGCAGUUCGAGAACAUGGAGACUUUAGCCCUUUUGAUGGACCUGGAAAAGUUUUGGCUCACGCCUAUCCACCUGGGCCAGGGAUUUAUGGAGAUGCUCACUUUGAUGAUGAUGAAAAAUGGACAAAGGAUACAUCAGGGAUCAAUUUAUUCCUCGUUGCUGCCCAUGAACUUGGCCAUUCCCUGGGUCUCCAACACUCGACCAACAGUGAAGCUUUGAUGUAUCCAGUCUACAAGCCAUUCGCAGACCUGACUCGGUUCCACCUUUCUCAAGAUGAUGUGAAUGGCAUUCAGUCCCUGUAUGGACCUCCGACAGCUUCUCCAGAUGACCCUGUGGUGCCCACAGAAUCUGUGCCUCCAGAACCUGGCACACCAGCCACAUGUGAUCCUGCUUUGUCCUUUGAUGCAGUCAGCACUCUGAGGGGAGAAAUUCUGUUCUUUAAAGACAGACAUUUUUGGCGCAAAUCCUUCAGGACACUUGUACCUGAAUUUCAUUUGAUCUCUUCGUUUUGGCCAUCUCUUCCUUCAGGCAUAGAUGCUGCAUAUGAAGUUAUUAGCAAAGACAGCGUUUUCAUUUUUAAAGGAAGUCAGUUCUGGGCCAUCAGAGGAAAUGAGGUGCAAGCAGGUUACCCAAGAGACAUCCAUACCCUGGGUUUUCCUUCAACAAUAAGGAAAAUAGAUGCAGCCUUUUCUGAUAAGGAAAAGAAGAAAACAUACUUCUUUGUAGAGGACAAAUACUGGAGAUUUGAUGAGAAGAGACAAUCCAUGGAACCAGGCUUUCCCAAGCAAAUAGUGGAAGACUUCCCAGGGGUUGACCCAGAGGUGGAUGCUGUUUUUGAAGCAUUUGGGUUUUUCUAUUUCUUCAAUGGAUCUUCGCAGUUGGAGUUUGACCCAAAUGCAAAGAAAGUGACACAUGUUUUGAAGAGUAACAGCUGGUUGAAUUGUUAG